Molecule: messenger RNA, 2749 nt
Organism: Hypoxylon trugodes
Lineage: Eukaryota; Fungi; Ascomycota; Sordariomycetes; Xylariales; Hypoxylaceae
Exons: 5
Coding region: 558-2189 (543 amino acids)
Molecular function (GO): metal ion binding
Source: RefSeq, a predicted model, not a curated record
GGGUACUUUACUGCACAUUUAAGAAAAUCAAACCAAAACCAAAGUAAAGCAAAUCCCCACAGUUCCUAACUAACCUAAAAUCAUUAUCUCUAUUUGGGCUCUCGGAACAUCAACCGAUACCUUCAACUUAUUCCUUGACAGCAAAACUGGGGAUGUGCUUGAUCGUAUUUUUUUUUUCAUCUUUCAAUCACUAUUUAAUAUAAUCUACCCCGAUUUGUUUUUCCUUCUUGUUUCUUUUUCGAAGGUCGAGUGUAGAACUAAUCGAAGGAUUUGUACUUAUCCAACUGAUCUUUAUACCGCACAACCGGGAACAAAUUCACGUUCGCACAUUCGCAUAUACGAACAUCCAAAGGUCCUCAGUUUGGUUCAUUCGAUCCAUUCCAAGAUCCCAGGCCUCAAAACCCACACAAAUCCCACCGUGAAUUCUUUCCAUUCUUUCCUAUUACUGCGCAAUCUAUCUAACUUCCUCUCUUCCCCAAACACCCUUCAUUUCUAACGAAACUUGAUCCUUUCCUUACCUGCGAUAUCAUCGCAUCGUAUCGCCUCUUCCCGGGCGCAUGGGCUCCUCAAUCAUGUUGAACGGGUCGGACCCCGUGUCUUCUUUCUCAACCGAAGCAACAAACAGGCUUAAUCAUUAUUAUCAAGUUGAUAACGAGAGGCAGUCUUUCAUUCAUAAUAUUCUCGAAAAAAUCGAAGCCGAUUCUAAAAAGAUAAAUGAACUCGAGCUUGAUCUAGCCGACCAAAAGCGAUCGCGAGCUUCUUAUCAGUCUAGGGCGAGCACUCUCGAAAACGAAGUGGAAAGGCUUGCUCAUCAACUUAAUAAGGAUUCAUUUGUAGUUGUACUUAUUGAUGGUGAUGGAGCUAAAUUUGCGGAUGAAUUCUUACGCGACACUGUCGCGGGCGCCGAAAGGGCUGCGAUAAAGCUCAAGCAAGCCGUCAGAGAGAAUCUUAGAGAUACAGGCGUCAGCCAAGAUGAUAUCCCUAUUAUCGUCCGCGUCUAUGCUAAUCUCAAUGAUCUAUCUAAAUCAUUACGCCUAUCACAAGUUACAGACUUUGAUGACCAGAUGCGCUUAUUCGCAGAGCGAUUCACAAACAGUCGAGCGGACUUUGACUUCGUUAAUGUCGGCAAAGGCAAAGAGAACGCUGACUCCAAGAUAAGACGCAUGCUUAAUCAUUACUAUAGAAAUAUUCAGUGCAAGAAGAUAUUUCUCGCCGGCUGUUGCCAUGACAAUGGUUAUCUACACGAUCUUCGUGACUAUACCGGCGCGGCCGACGAUAGAUUAGUGCUUUUGGAGACUACGCCCGCGGAACCAGCUUUCAGGAGCCUCGGGUUUCCUCUCUUACGAUUCGACGAUGUUUUCCGUUCAGAACCACUGACCAACGAAACGAAGCAUAGCUUUUCGACAAUGUCCUUUGGACCUCAUUCACCCGUGGAGACCCCCGUCGCAACUGGUCCAGGUCCGAUUGCCAGACCUACACAGCCUAUACAGAAACCUAGUACGGUGGUGUCGCCCACAGCACAGGAGCCAAGGCAGUCUUUUACGCCUCGCCCCACCUCUACACCGGUGUCUGUCAGCACAUCGUCGUCGGUCCCACCUCCCGCUACCCCUGAGCAACCGAAUGCUGCACCACCUCGCGGGCCAAACGUCAUUAGCUCUGGGAAUGGCGGCACUUCUAUCAGUUACGCUACGGCAGGUGGAGUUACUGACUUUCAGAACGUCACAGUUAAAGCACCUAAACCCAAGAAACUCCCAAAGAUUAUAUAUUACAAUAGUGAUAGCUACCGCAUUGAUUCACCUACGCAACAUCCCCCCAGAACUCCCGCUCAGGCGUCCUACCAGGCCAAAUUUCAAUCUAUCAAGCCGUCAGUGUUUUGCAACGACUUUUACCUUAAGGGACGCUGUAAAUGGGGUAUUAGUUGCGACAAAACUCACGAUGCUGAAUUAACUGGCCCGGAACUUGCUAUCCAUCGCUAUAAGGCUCGAACUAGCUUGUGUCCUGCAGGUCCCUAUUGCUCCGACUACGACUGCUAUCUCUCCCAUCACUGCCCACGAGCGCCAUGCACCCGAGGAGAGAUGUGCCCCUUCUACGAUACCGAUAAAUUUGGAGACCUGCAUCUGACUAAGGACCAGCUUCAGCCAACUACUAGGUGGACGGAAGGACUUGAUCUUCCUGAGCACAUACGCUAAUUGCCCGGAACGAAGGAGUUGGGGAAAAAAUGAUUGCUUAAGUAGGUGUCGAUUUUUAUUAUUCUUAUAUUUAAAAUUAAGAAAAGCCAGAAAAGAACAGAAGGUGGCGUGAUAGCUGUUCUUAUGAUAUCGAGGAGUUGGUUGGCUUUAGUGGAGGAGGCAGAUCUUAUUUUAUUUUUAUUUUAUUUUAUUCUAGGGGGGUACAUAUCAUGAGCAUGCAUGAUACUCCCUUCCUUCCCCCCUAAUAUGGCAACGAGAACAUAGGACGGAUAAACAAACGGAUUUAUUCGUGUUGGGGGUUACGACGAAUAUGACUUAAAAAAGACCACCAUCUCAUUAGCAGCAUAUGGUGGUCCCCUGGUACCGAAAAAGCAAAAAGGGAAGAGCAAAAGCAGACAGCAGAGAGCAAAAAUUGUGAAUUGUGGCAGAUUGGCAAGAUUGAUCAAGACAGAAAAGAGAUACAUCGUUUACGUUUGCACGCAUUUGCAGCCUUACAUACCUGUAAGAUUAUUAGGUAGUCAUCUCACCUAAGCAAUAAAAUAUACUUGGCUACCUACCUA